UUCCAGUUUCUUGUACAUACUAAUUAACCCAAGGAUUAAUUAAGUGCCUCGCACGUAAUUGUGUUUUUAUCUCAUUUUCUUUUUCGAAGAAAUUGUGUUUCCAUCUUGUUGAACGCAUUACAAUUUUAUAUUUUGGAGUUGUUUUCUUUUUCACAUGAAGCUUUAAAGGUGUGCUGACCAGUAAGGGUUGAAAACCCAGUUGUAUGAUCAUUUAACAAUAUUGUCAUCGUCAUCAUCUUUGUCGUCGUUGUUUUCUUCGUCAUUCAAUCAUCAUCACCACAAUCACCUUUGUUUCGUCGCAAGUCUCAGCGUAGGUUCGAGCCAUGGCUAUCGGAAGCUGUUUCGGUCCAUUGUUUCGUCACAAGCCUUCUGGAAUUAAGGCAAUGAAAGACUCUAGGGAGCCCAAGGGUCUUCCUGUGAAACAGAAGAAUGCUUCUAGGAGAGGCAUGCCAAAAGAUAGGUCUUCCGAAGAUUCAGGCAACCGGGUUCGGAUGACUGAGCUCCGGAAGAAGAUCAUCUUCUUCAGGGACAUCAUCGACCUACCAGCUUGUGAUGCUUCUGCUGCCACAAAUGAGAUGGUAAUGAGGUUGAUGAGGGAUCUACAGAAACUUUACCCUGAAAUUGUGCUACAUAAACAGUUAUCAGAAAUAAAGGGAGCAUCUAUAGAAAAGGUCCUGGCCUCCUUCUGCAAGGCAUUGAAAUCUAUUGGAGAGUCUUGGAUGACAAGUUAUGACAGGUUGGACAAACCGAGAUAUGAAUUCCCAUCACUCAAGGAGAAUGUCAAUUCUGAGCAACUCGUUGAGAUGGUGUUGGGAACACUUGAUUGCUUGAUGAAGAUGGCAUGGGACAAGUUCGAUAUGAUGGAUCAGGAUGACCAGAAAGGAGAAGAUUACAGCCCUCGGAAUAGCUCAUUCGGGAAGCUCUUGAGCGAUUCGGAAAGCUGCACCUCAGGCUCCACCUGCCCUUCUCCGGUCACUCCAUCUUCUGUCCUUCCCGAGAUUGAUGGUUCUUCUAGAUCACGAAAGAAGGCCAACAUUGGUUCCAAAUCACCAUUGCUUUGGACUUUGAGAGUGCAAGCAGUUGGGAAGCUGAAUCUAAUUGAUGUUAAAAACUUGUCUCUUCACUUGUCGAAACAAGGAGCUCAUGGCACCGGCGAUGGCAUGGAAAAGAUUGAAAAUUUGGUUGAGGAACCAUCAAUUGGGACAGAAUUAGACAGCAACCCUCAAAAGAAAAUUGCAGCAACAGAUGCGGAAGUAGUAGCCCCAAAUCUGAGUUUGAAUGAGAACUCUAGUGGAAAGGGAAUAGACAACACAAGUGAUGAUGUUGAAACUCCAACCACAACCCCUGAGACAUUGGAAGCAGACACCACAGAAUUGUCAUUGCCUUCCUCGCCGCCAACACUACCACAACAAAAAUCAGCGCCUCCGCCUCCACCUCCACCUCCACCAGCGCAACAACUUUCACUGCCUAAUACACAAGCAGCAACAAGAAUACCAACACCCCCUCCACCACCAUCAUUACCCACAUUGAAGCUAAAUGUUGCAACACUGCCGCCACCACCAUCAAUGCCCACCUUGCAGCCACAAGUUACAGCACCUCCUCCGCCGCCACCAACAUUAACACCACAAAAUGUAGCAGCAGUUGGGGGGCCACCACCCCCACCACCUCCACCAAUGGCACCAGGAUCAGUGUCAGUAACUCCACCAACCCCACCACCAACACCAAUGAUACCAGGGUCAACAAUAGUGGCUCCAUCCCCACCUCCACCAGGAUCGUCAAAUGGAGCUCCACCACCACCUCCUCCACCAGGAUCGUCAAUUGGCGGCCCUCCACCCCCACCACCUCCACCAGGACCAUCAAAUGGAGGUCCUCCACCCCCACCACCCAUGUUAAAAGGCCCAUCAAAUGGAGCUGCUCCACCCCCACCUCCUGCACUCGGUGCAGGAAGAUCCUUGCGCCCCAAGAAAGACACCAAACUGAAGAGAUCAUCCCAAAUGGGGAGUCUCUAUCGCCUUCUCAAGGGAAAGGUGGAAGGAUCUAGCUUGGAUGGAAAAGCAUCCAAUGGGAGAAAGGGCGGAGUUGGAAGCAGCUCUGGCGGAAAACAAGGAAUGGCUGAUGCUCUAGCAGAGAUGACAAAGAGAUCAGCAUACUUUCAACAAAUUGAAGAAGAUGUUAAGAAGUAUACAAAGCCUAUCACGGAAAUGAGAACUACCCUUAGUUCUUUCAAAACAAAAGACAUGAAUGAACUGAUGCAGUUUCACAAGAAAGUCGAAUCUGUUCUUGAACACUUGACUGAUGAGUCACAGGUGCUAUCAAGGAUUGAAGGGUUCCCAACAAAGAAGUUGGAAACAAUAAGGAUGGCAGCAGCACUGCACAAAAAAUUAAAUACAAUGCUCACUGAACUGCAGAAUUGGAAACUAGUGGCUCCAUUGGGUCAGCUCCUUGACAAGGCAGAACGCUACUUCAAUAAGAUCAAAGGAGAAAUAGACGCCAUGGAACGAACUAAAGACGACGAAGCCAAGAAGUUUCAGAGCCAGAAUAUCCAUUUCGACUUCAAUAUCCUCAUCCGGAUCAAAGAAGCCAUGGUGGAUGUUUCCUCAAGCUGCAUGGAGAUGGCACUAAAGGAAAGGAGAGAAGCAAAGGCUGCAGAGAAGAGUACUGGAACAAAAACUGAUCAGAAGCAAGCAAAGAUUUGUGUUAAAAUGCUGUGGAGGGCUUUUCAGUUUGCUUUUAGGGUUUAUACGUUUGCUGGUGGACAUGAUGAUCGGGCUGACAUGCUCACAAAAGAACUGGCUAAUGAAAUUGAGUCCGAACCGCAGCACCACUGAAACCCUAAUUCCCAGAUGGUCUUAAGGGCUUUGAAAGCAAUAAAUCGUAGUAUUACCCAUAACUUAAUCUCCGUAUGAUUAACAGCAUUCUGUUUUUGUAAAACCAAAAAAAAGUUCAUUUUUCUUUUGUUGUGACCCUUGUAAAUAAUCCGGUCCAAAAAAAAUCUUGUAAAAAAAUUAAGGCUUUGUAUGUAUUGAGUAUGAUUUUGAUUAGGAAUUAAUUAGUACCA
Molecule: messenger RNA, 3058 nt
Organism: Pyrus x bretschneideri (Chinese white pear)
Lineage: Eukaryota; Viridiplantae; Streptophyta; Magnoliopsida; Rosales; Rosaceae
Exons: 9
Coding region: 324-2828 (834 amino acids)
Biological process (GO): chloroplast organization
Cellular component (GO): chloroplast outer membrane
Source: RefSeq, a predicted model, not a curated record